Messenger RNA from Mesocricetus auratus (golden hamster), 2857 nucleotides. RefSeq names its product FERM domain containing 8 (gene Frmd8). The transcript is spliced from 11 exons. Bases 177 to 1571 code for a protein of 464 amino acids. NCBI's taxonomy places the organism in Eukaryota, Metazoa, Chordata, Mammalia, Rodentia, Cricetidae. The record is from RefSeq and is a predicted model, not a curated record. Gene Ontology annotation, cellular component: cytoskeleton; plasma membrane. Gene Ontology annotation, biological process: negative regulation of canonical Wnt signaling pathway.
GCCUCGGGUCCGAACUUCCUCCCAUCGUAGGUUCGGCGGGUCUGCGUACCGGCCCUCAGCAGAAGUCUGAGGCUCUGCUGGCGGGCGUGGUGGUGGGUCCAGAGUUGAAGGCCAGAAUCGGGUGGCGUUCUAGCAGAGGCAGCGAGCUCUGCGACCCUGAGAGGUUCCUGCUGCAGAUGGAUGGGGCAGAGGGUAACACCGGGCAGCCCGGCCACGCUGAGCGGUCCCACCGAAGCAGCGUUUCCUCCGUGGGAGUCCGAGCAGCUGAUGUGCUGGUGUACCUGGCUGAUGACACAGUAGUGCCCCUGGCUGUGGAGAACCUGUCCUCGAUCAGUGCCCAUGAGCUGCACCGCGCAGUCCACGAUGUCCUGCAGCUCCCAGAUGUGGCCCUGGAGGCCUUUGCACUCUGGCUUGUCUCCCCUCUUCUAGAGGUGCAGUUGAAACCCAAGCACCUGCCCUACAAGUUGGGCCGCCAGUGGCCAGAGCUGCUGCUGCGCUUCACCGAUGCCUCCGAUGAUGAUGUGGCCAUGGAUGAGCCUUCCCUUCAGUUCCGAAGGAAUGUGUUCUUCCCAAAGCACCGAGAGCUCCAGAUCCAUGAUGAUGAGGUCUUGCGGCUGUUCUAUGAGGAAGCCAAGGGCAAUGUGCUGACUGCUCGAUACCCUUGUGACCUGGAGGACUGUGAGGUGCUGGGUGCCCUGGUGUGCCGUGUGCAGCUUGGGCCUUACCAGCCUGACCAGCCUGCUGCCUGCACUCUGAGGGAGAAGUUGGACUCCUUCCUCCCUGCCCACCUCUGCAAACGAGGCCAUGGUCUCUUUGCUGCCUUCCGGGGCCGAGGGUCCAAGACUGGGUCAAGCGAGCAAGGUGUGCUGAAUGCCUACCGCCAGGUAAAGGAGGCCACAGGCAGUGACAGUGAGACCACCUUGGGCUCCCACUAUCGCGCUUACCUCCUCAAGUGCCACGAGCUGCCCUUCUACGGGUGUGCCUUCUUCCAUGGUGAGGUCGACAAGCCAGCCCAGGGCUUCUUGCAUCGGGGCGGGCGCAAACCAGUGACCGUGGCCAUCAGUCUGGAAGGUGUAUAUGUCAUCGACAGCAGGGAGAAGUAUGUGCUGCUGGGCCUGCGCUUUCAGGAGCUGUCGUGGGACCACACUUCCCCCGAGGAGGAGGAGCCUGUCCUGUGGCUAGAGUUUGAUGGUGACAGUGAAGGCACACCUGUCAACAAGUUACUGAGGAUCUACUCCAAGCAGGCUGAGCUGAUGAGUGGCCUCAUUGAAUAUUGCAUUGAGCUGAGCCAGGCCGCUGAGCCCACUCUGCCCCAGGAGAGCGCAUCUGGCUCUCAGGAAGCUCCUAGUCCCUCUCCACCUCCCACUCAGCGUCCCAAGCUGCGGAGGCAGGGUAGUGUGGUCUGUAGCCGAAUUCAGCAUCUCUCCACCAUUGACUAUGUGGAAGACGACAAGGGGGUCAAGCGAGUGAAACCCAAGCGCACCACGUCCUUCUUCAGCCGGCAGCUCUCCUCCAGCCAGGGCAGCUACUCCGUGGUACAGCCCACUGACGACAGCCUGGAGCAGAGCUGAGGGAAGCCAUGCCUGACAUCUGGGUGCCCAGACCUGAGUAGCCACUGCCCUAGGCAGGACUAACCCACAUUAGUCCCAAGACUGUGGGCCUAGGGCUGUGCUGUGCAGGGUCUGCUGGAAAAGGGAUGUCCAAGCCUGCCCUGAACCUGACUGGGAAGAGCUGGCCUGCAGCCCUUUCUACAGCCUGCCUCUUCCUGGACUCCAGGCCCAGCAGCUGCCCCUCUGCUCACCCCAAGUAGACUGUGUCUUCUCUCCGAAGGGACUGCUGGCAGUCCCGGUGGCUGGUGACGGAAGUCAGAGCUCAGGACCUGCAAGUUCAGUGUUUGCCUUUGGUCUCUGGGACAUUGGUGACCUUAUCUUGUGUUUCUUCUGCUGACAUUCCACCCACACUGCCAGGACAGGCUGCCACUUUUCUCCUAGGAUGUGUGGGACUGGAGGGAGUCUCUGCAGGCAGAGACUGAGCAGUUGGGCUGCCUUGCUGUGGCUGUGUUGCCGGUCUCUGUGCUGAAUGGUGGCUGUCCUAGGGAUGGCUCUACACCCCACACAGGAAAAGCCCUCCUGGUAAGCCCUUACACCUCCCUGGGCUUGAAUGGCUCUGGGACAUACCUGCCAGUCCUGUUUUCCUGUGAUGUGGGUCUCAGGGUGUUAGAUUUGCAUCUUGUCUCAUCUGCUUUGAGUGGUUAAAGCCUAGGACCUGGCUACUCACUUGAGCCUGAGGCCACCCACACUAACUCAAGCCUUUCUCCUAAGGAUACUGUAAAGGGGCCCAGCUCUGUCCCCCUGGCAGCAGUGACUGCUCUAGAGAGGAGCUGGUCCAGGAAGGGGUGCUUUCCAGGAGAGCAUACACAGCUCUCAGUACGUUCUAGGAAUCCCCACGGGGUCCCAGAGACACAGAGAUGAGCCUUGUCGUCACAGUGGAACGCCACAGGAAUGCAAAGCCUCACAUUUCUCUAGUGAAAGCAGCUUACCUGCCCAGUGAGUUCUGGACAGUGGAGAGAAGGAAAAGGCUGCCUUCGCUGUCGGGAUGUCUGUAGGGGAUGUCACCUGCCACUUUUCAAUCCUCUUGGAGGCAUAUGCCUUCCCAGAGCUACAGCCCACUCUCUUGGUGACAGCCUUGGCCAUCUCCAGGUGUGUUAUGUGAGGGGCCAGGCCGUGUGUGUGCGUGGGUACACAAACUAUGCAUUUCCAUUAGGCAUUACUUGUGCCUUAACCCUCUGGGAUUAUGUCCCGAGUGUCCUCAAUCUUUCCUGUCAUUUGACUUAUUAAUAAAAUCAUUGCCUACCACA